Molecule: messenger RNA, 2427 nt
Organism: Talpa occidentalis (Iberian mole)
Lineage: Eukaryota; Metazoa; Chordata; Mammalia; Eulipotyphla; Talpidae
Gene: TACC3
Product: transforming acidic coiled-coil containing protein 3
Exons: 15
Coding region: 1-2208 (735 amino acids)
Biological process (GO): cerebral cortex development; cell population proliferation; mitotic spindle organization
Cellular component (GO): cytoplasm
Source: RefSeq, a predicted model, not a curated record
AUGAGCCUGCGCGGCCUCGGCGACGGCAGCGCCCGCGGGGACAGGGGCGGGGACCGCUGCGACCUCCUGCCCGCGCGCCCCGGAAGGCCGCCCGCCCUGCGCCCCUCGCAGAAGGAGAACCUGCCGCCCGCCGGCUCGGGCCGCGCCGCGAAGGUGACGUUCCAGACGCCCCUGCGGGACCCGCGGACGCACAGGAUCGCGAGCCCCCAGCCGAGCGGCAGGCUGGAGGCCGCUCCGGACGCCAGCGCUGGAGGCGCAGACUCGGGCCCAGGCCCGGCGCGGAAGGAGAACCAACAGUUCGCCAAGGAAGUGGAUGCCAAAGCAACCAAUGGAAUCCUUCAGCAACCAGCGGUGGCCGAUGGUGAUCUGCCUCUUGGGGAUGUUAGACCAGACUCUGAAGACCGGCAGCUCUGUGGACCCCCUGCUGCCGCCGCCGACCCCUUAGGCUCUCCCCUGGCCCCAGGGGGUCUCGAAAGCCAAGUGACCUACCCAGGACCGACAUCUGGCUGCCCUGGGCAGGCCCUGGCAGGAAGGGCCUGUCUCUCCACAGAGAAAAGCGUUGUCUCCACCUCUGACGCUUGUGAGCCGCCCACGCUGGUACCCCAAGAGGACUCUCCGGGAGCGGAAGGAGAAAGUGCACCGGGGGCGUCUGCUUUCUCUGCCGGGGCUGUGACGCUUGCUGGUGCUGGCCCUAAAGCCAUCUCUGGAGAAAGGCCCCUGACCCGGCCACCUGGUGGGGUCCCAAGCAGCCUGGACGACACCGUGGCUGACUCUCUGGAGCCUGGACGGGCUGCGUCCCCAAGUCCUCAGGAGGGGGUGGACAGUGGUCAGGCGGUUGCGUGCCUGAGGAGCGGGCCGGUGCAGCUGGAGUUAGACCUUUCUGACGCAGCUGCCGUCCAGAGGCCGCCCCCACCAGGGGCCCUGCAGAAGUGGCCCAGCCUCCGGCCUCCCUCCACGAGGCCAGAGGCCAGGCCCGGGGAGCCCCAGAGUCCUGCACCCCCAGCCCAGGGCCCCAACCGCCUGGACAGCCUGAACUUGGACCCGUUUGGAGGUGGUGGAGACACCCAGCCCCCUGAGCACCCGACAAGCAGCCCAGCCAGGCCCACAGCCCCGGAGGACGUACCUCCCAGCCGGCAGGUGCCUGCAGCCCCCGAGCAAGGCGCUGUUGACGGGCAGACGCCAGCAGGGACCGCGGGCCUGAAGGGCGAGGAGGGGACCCCUCCGUCUCCCCGCGCACAGACGCCCCCGCGCGGCCCGGGCCUGCAGUCGCAGCCCCCCUGUGACCUGAGCGAGGAGCACUUCCGGGACCCGGCCGAGGCCCUAGGCACGGGGGCCGAGGUGGACUACCUGGAGCAGUUCGGGGCGUCCUCGUUUAAGGCGUCAGCGCUGAGGAAGCACUCCUUGUACCUCAAGUUUGACCCGCUCCUGAAGGAAAGCCCUCAGCGGCCAGCGCCCCCGGGCCCCAGCAGUGCCCCUGGCUCAGACGCACCCACCCCAGGAAGCCCGCUUGCCACACUGGUGGACCUGGACUUCGGAUCCCCAGCAGCCCUUGUGCCGGUUCUGCCGCCCCCGUGUGCCCUCGGGCCCAUCGUGGACCUGCUGCAGUACAGCCAGAAGGACCUGGACGCUGCGGUAGAAGCUGCGCGCAGGGAGAGCCUCCUGCUGAAGAGCCGGUGCGAGGAGCUACAGGCGAGGAACCUGGAGAUGGGGAAGAUCAUGGAAGGCUUCGAGGGUAUCGUGUACCAGGCCGUGGAGGAGGCUCAGAAACAGAAGGAACAUUCCAAAGCCGAGAUCCAGAAGGUUCUCAAAGAGAAAGAACAAUUGGCCGCAGACCUGAGCUCCAUGGAGAAGUCCUUCUCUGAGCUGUUCAAGCGGUUUGAGAAGCAAAAGGAGGCCAUCGAAGGCUACCGCACGAAUGAAGCCUCGCUGAAGAAGUGCGUGGAGGACUCCAUCGCCCGCAUCCAGGAGGAGGGCCAGCGGUACCGGGCGCUGAAGGCCCACGCCGAGGAGAAGCUCAGGCUGGCCAACGAGGAGAUCGCCCAGGUGCGCAGCAAGGCCCACGCGGAGGCCUCCGCCUUCCAGGCCAGCCUGCGGAGGGAGCAGAUGCGCGUCCACUCGCUGGAGAAGACCGUGGAGCAGAAGACGAAGGAGAACGAGGAGCUGACCAGGAUCUGCGACGAUCUCAUUUCCAAGAUGGAGAGGAUCUGAGGGCUCCCUCCCCGGAGCGCGCCCCGCGUCUGUCUUUGCCAGGAGGCCCCGGUCUGGCUUCCCCCAACCUCGCCGGCUUUCACGCCGGCCUCACUGGUCCGCCUUAGAGGACGACUCAAUAAAGUCCCUGAUCGCAGCACUGAAGCCCUCGCCCCUCUUCCCACGGAGGGUGGCCUGGCCGGGGCCUUGGGGUGAGCAGCACCCAGACGGCCACCGAGA